Messenger RNA from Lathyrus sativus (Indian pea), 1071 nucleotides. The record is from the annotation of a GenBank genome assembly. Lineage: Eukaryota; Viridiplantae; Streptophyta; Magnoliopsida; Fabales; Fabaceae.
AUGACGUCCUACUCACGAAGGUCAAGGUAUUCGCCCUCUCCUUCACCCUCUCCCUCACCAUACAGGCGUUACGGUAGGUCUUUGUCCAGGUCUCUCUCAAGGUCCAGAUCCAGAAGCCGUUCAAGGAGCAUAUCUCGAGAUGCUGAAAAUCCGGGAAACAAUUUGUAUGUGACCGGACUGUCUCCUAGGAUCACCAAGAGAGAACUGGAGAAGCAUUUUGCCGCUGAAGGAAAAGUGAUAGAUGUUCAUCUGGUUGUUGAUCCAUGGACAAGGGAAUCCCGUGGUUUUGGAUUUGUGACAAUGGAUACUCUAGAAGAAGCUGACCGUUGUGUGAAGUAUUUGGAUCGCUCUGUACUUGAAGGGCGUGUUAUCAUGGUGGAGAAGGCUAGAAGACGACGCGGUCGAACCCCAACACCUGGGAAAUAUCUAGGUCUCAGGACUAUUCGAGGACGUCGUCGUUCUCCAAGCUACUCUCCUCGACGUUCUCCUAGCUAUUCUCCAUAUAGAAGAAGCUACAGUCGAUCACCUUCUGAUCGUAGUAGAAGUCGCUCUUACUCUCCUGACUACAGGCGAAGGAGGUCCUACUCUCCUGAAUACAGGCGAAGGAAGUCCUACUCUCCUGAAUACAGGCGAAGGAGGGCAUACUCGCCAUACUCUAGCCGACACAGGUCAUACUAUUAUUAUGACCGACACAGGUCAUAUUCCCGGUCUCGCUCUCCUUACAGCAGGUCUCCUGUCAGCACGCGUGUCCCGUCACCCUCUCCCUAUGACUCUAGAUAUGACUCACCUGAUGAUAGCUACUACAGAAGGUACCGUUACAGGUCAGUUUCCCGAAGUGUCUCACCCAAGCCAAGAAGGUCAAGAAGGAGGAGCUACUCAAGGAGUGCCUCUCCUGUUCGAAGUGUCUCCCCCAGGCCAAGGAAGAGAUCAGGAAGGAGUCAUUCAAGAAGCUCUAGAAGGAGUGGUGGUUAUGCCAAACAUAAUCAUUCUCGAUCAAGAAGUUCAAGUGUAAGGGCGAGUUCUAGAUCCUUUUCAAGGUCUAAUACUCCCGGAUCUACUCCUUCAAAUUGA